AUGGCCCAGAAAAUCAGCAUCAACCGUGGACUCGGCCUCGGAAUGGCACAAUUGGGAGCUUUCGCGAGAAUGGGAAUGAUGAUCAACGUGAGUGUCUGCGUGUCUUCGUUUCCCACACUCUCUGCCGUUCCCCCAGUAGUUUUAACAGCCGCAAACAAUCGGUCACUCCCGUUGUCUGUCCCUUCCCGCUUCAUUAUCCUUUUCGUCUCCAUCUCUUUCCAUGGGGGUAUACUGUAAAAUUAUUUUAUUGUUUGUUUCAGAUAAACGCCAUUGGAGCCACUAAUGGAGAGGUUGGUGAGGGAGCCAUCGAAAUGAGCAAAAAGUCCACGUGGCAUAGCAAUGAGCCAACGAGAAAGAGCACCGCGUUCGAACCGGAUCUCGAUUUUGAUAUGAUCGACUAUAGACAACCGUCAGGUAACGGAGGAAUCUGUGAAUUCGGGUGAGAAGAGAUUCAUUCAGGUUCGUCGCAAUAUUUGUACGGUUUCGGUUUCGACAACAACGCAUUCGGUCCAGUGGACGCGCAGAGCGACGAUUCGGUGUUUAUGUGA
This is a messenger RNA of Caenorhabditis sp. 36 PRJEB53466, 548 nucleotides long. Lineage: Eukaryota; Metazoa; Nematoda; Chromadorea; Rhabditida; Rhabditidae. The record is from the annotation of a GenBank genome assembly.